AUGACACUGAAUCACUUUGAAGAAGCUGUUCCACCAGUUCCUUACGCUUGGCCUGUCCUUAGCACAGGCAGCAGCACACGAGCAAAGUUAGCAGAGGAGUCUCCUGAGCAGCACCCUCGGCUUCCCUACCCGCAGACCUGGGACCAUCCCUACAGCCUCGCGCUGCCAGCGCUCCAAAACCGCGACACACAGAAGAGGAAGGACAGCUUGUUUUCGCUGAUUUCGGGUUUUUAUAGGAGAACGUGCAAGUCAUUUCACGCGGAAAUAAAGCAGAAUAGAACGGGCAGGGAGGGGGUGCCCGGGCAGGAGCCCCGGUUUGCGCCGCGGGCCUGGGCGGCGGCGGCGGCACCGCGCAGGUACCGCCGCGAUGGUGCCACCGCCGCUGCCCGGAGCCCGCCCGGACGCCCGCACCCCUCAGCCCCUCGGGCGGCCGCGAAGAUGGCGGAGGGUCCGCGCCCCGCUGCCCCCGCACUCACCUGUCAGCCACAGCCGCGGCGGCGGGCGGGGAGGGGCAGGGCCGCAGGCGGCGCGGAGAAGGAGGAGGGGAAGGAUGAGGACAACGAGGAGGAGAAGGCGGGAGGGGCAGCAGCGGAGGCAGCAGCAGCAGCGGCGAUGAUCGCGGCGCCGCUCGGGCAGGACGCGCCUCCCCGGUGCCGAGCCCUCGCGGCGACAUCCGGCGGAAGCGGCGCGGCCCCCGCUCCGAGCCGCGAUGGCGACGGGCUGGCAACGGGACAGCCUCCCGCCCGGCACGGCCCGCGGGCUCGGAACGCCCCGGCCGCAGGGAGAGCCUCCCGCCCGGCACGGCCCGCGGGCUCGGAACGCCCCGGUCACAGGGAGAGCCUCCCGCCCGGCACGGCCCGCGGGCUCGGAACGCCCCGGGCACAGGGAGAGCCCCGCGGGCUCGGGAGUGCCGCCGGGCCGGGCGGGAGCUGCCCCGCCACCACCGCCCCGCUCGGCCCCGCUGCUCCCCGGGUCACCGCCGUGCCGGAGGUUAAACAGCGCGGUGUGUUCCGUGCCGAGCGGGCCCCUCGGGAAGGGCUGGGAGAUACCGAUUGUGGAGUUUUUGUCUGCAGACGGAGUGACGGAGGCAGCGCAUCAAAGCUAACCACGACGUUCUGCAACAGAUUAUCUUAACUGCCUUAGAAGAGGUCUGUAAAAAGGCCAGAAGAACAUGUGCCAGUGAGAGCUGGAAAUAUUACAUUUUCUUUUAAUGUGCUUCCCAACUACAAAUGUGCCUGCAGUUCUCAUUUGUCUUUUUUUUCUUUCUACUCGCUUCUGUGCAGUCAUGUCUUAAAGCUGUAUUAAACAGCAACAAAAA
This is a messenger RNA of Onychostruthus taczanowskii (white-rumped snowfinch), 1318 nucleotides long. Its product is annotated as translation initiation factor IF-2-like. The record is from RefSeq and is a predicted model, not a curated record. Bases 1 to 1134 code for a protein of 377 amino acids. Lineage: Eukaryota; Metazoa; Chordata; Aves; Passeriformes; Passeridae. The transcript has 5 exons.